Charadrius vociferus (killdeer) is the source of this 1421-nucleotide messenger RNA. RefSeq names its product 1-acylglycerol-3-phosphate O-acyltransferase 5 (gene AGPAT5). Lineage: Eukaryota; Metazoa; Chordata; Aves; Charadriiformes; Charadriidae. The record is from RefSeq and is a predicted model, not a curated record. Bases 1 to 1311 code for a protein of 436 amino acids. Gene Ontology annotation, molecular function: acyltransferase activity. Gene Ontology annotation, cellular component: endomembrane system; mitochondrion. The transcript has 10 exons.
AUGAGCAAUGGGAGUCCCCACGCAGCAGGCUGCCCCACAGCUGUGGACACUGAGAGCUCCAGCUAUCAAGGAAGAACGAGCCUGGAAGCCCUGAGAGCCACAGCUCCCGGCACUUCCCAGAUCUCUGCCAAGGAACCAGGUCAGCAAGCUGUCAGGAAGCUGGGUAAUUCAGGAGCACCCAAGGUGGAGGUGGGAAGCAAAAGAAGCAGUGCAAGUCUAAUGGCCGAGUUGCAGUGUGCUCAUGUCAUGGAGGUGCUUGUGGUUGCUGUUGGUAUUGCAAAAGUUAUAUUUGCAUAUAUUUUAAUUUUUGUUCUGUCUGCCUUUGGCUGUCAUUCUGAAGGUGAAGUCCUUCAUGACUCAGGUUCGUUGGGAUAUCAGCUAGAGUUCUGGUGUGCUGCAGAUUUGGCUCUGGGGCAAUCUGGAAAGAAUUUGGUAAUAAUCUACGGGGAUUUGCCAAAAAAUAAAGAAAAUGUAAUAUAUUUAUCAAAUCAUCAGUGUACAGUUGAUUGGAUUAUUGCAGACAUGCUGGCAAUUAGGCAGAAUGCUCUCGGGCAUGUCCGGUAUGUCUUGAAAGAUGGAUUAAAAUGGCUUCCACUGUACGGGUGGUAUUUUUCACAGCAUGGAGGAGUCUAUGUAAAAAGAAGUGCCAAAUUCAAUGAAAAAGAAAUGAGAGAGAAGUUGCGGGCCCAGGUGAAAGCUGAGACUCCGAUGUAUUUAGUGAUUUUUCCAGAGGGGACUCGUUACAAUCCAGAAAUACCAAAAGUCAUUGCAGAUAGUCAGUCAUUUGCUGAAAAGGAAGGUCUUGCUAUAUUAAAGCAUGUGCUAACACCACGCGUGAAGGCAACUCACGUAGCCAUUGACACAAUGAAAGACUAUCUGGAUGCAGUGUAUGAUGUGACUGUAGCUUAUGAAGGUACUGUGGACCACAAAGGGCAAAGAAAACUGGCACCGUCUAUGACAGAGUUUCUUUGCAAGGAAUGCCCAAGAGUUCAUAUUUUCAUUGAUCGAAUUGAACUGAAGGACAUUCCGGAAGAGCAGAUGUAUAUGAGAAGGUGGCUUCAUGAACGUUUUGAAAUAAAGGAUAAGUUACUAAUAGAGUUUUAUGAUGCAAAGGAUUCUAAAAGAAGAAAUAAGUUCCCUGGAAAAAGUGUUCAUUCCAAACUAAGCCUCAAGAAAACUUUGCCAUCUUUGCUGUUUUUAGGUGGCCUGACUGCUAGUAUGCUUCUGACAGAAUCUGGAAGGAAACUUUAUGUAAAAACAUGGAUAUAUGGGACUUUAAUUGGCUGCCUGUGGGUUAGCAUUAAACCAUAAGCAGAUGUUAGUCUCCAAUCAGUGAAAUGUGCAGUCUUUUCUAGCACAUUGCACCAAACUUUUUCCUGACUUUAUAGUAAAAAAGUGUAAAUAAAGCCUUAUUGAUCGAA